Messenger RNA from Aspergillus fischeri NRRL 181, 1038 nucleotides. It is a transcript of the gene nbp35, whose product is annotated as Fe-S cluster-binding ATPase. Gene Ontology annotation, molecular function: 4 iron, 4 sulfur cluster binding; ATP-dependent FeS chaperone activity; ATP binding. The record is from RefSeq and is a predicted model, not a curated record. Lineage: Eukaryota; Fungi; Ascomycota; Eurotiomycetes; Eurotiales; Aspergillaceae. Gene Ontology annotation, cellular component: cytosol. The transcript has 2 exons. Bases 1 to 1038 code for a protein of 345 amino acids. Gene Ontology annotation, biological process: iron-sulfur cluster assembly.
AUGGCGCCGUCCGUGAUGGAGCCAGUGGCAGCGUUCGAUGUGCCAACCAAGGUGGCACCGAACCUCGUUGCGCCGGAACCAGAGCACUGCCCUGGACCCGAGUCAGAGCAAGCAGGAAAAGGCGAUGCCUGCGCUGGCUGUCCCAAUCAAGCCAUUUGUGCCUCUGCCCCGAAGGGGCCCGAUCCCGACAUCCCCAUCAUCACCGAACGUCUCUCUCAAAUCCGACACAAGAUCCUUGUACUAUCCGGCAAAGGUGGUGUCGGCAAAUCCACAUUCUCCUCGCUCCUUGCGCAUGCGUUCGCAUCAAACCCUGAAUCUACCGUCGGCCUCUGUGAUACUGACAUUUGCGGGCCCUCGAUCCCGAAGAUGAUGGGUGUUGAAUCGGAAACGAUUCACGUUAGCAACGCAGGCUGGAGUCCCGUAUGGGUGACCGAUAAUUUGAGUGCAAUGAGUAUCCAAUUCAUGCUGCCGAACCGAGACGACGCAAUUAUUUGGAGGGGCCCAAAGAAGAAUGGAAUGAUUAAGCAGUUCCUGAAGGAUGUGGACUGGGGCGAGUUGGACUAUCUGAUUGUUGACACGCCGCCUGGGACUUCGGACGAGCACUUAUCUGUGAACUCACUUCUGAAAGAGUCUGGCGUGGACGGAGCGGUGGUUGUUACGACCCCUCAAGAAGUAUCGCUUCUCGACGUCCGGAAGGAGAUUGAUUUCUGCCGCAAGGCUGGCAUUCGUAUCCUGGGCCUAGUCGAGAACAUGCGGGGGUUCGUCUGCCCAGGAUGCUCCAAUACAUCGGAAAUCUUCCGUGCUACGACAGGAGGUGGCAAACGACUGGCGAAAAAAAUGGGCAUUCCAUUUCUGGGUUCAGUUCCUCUUGACCCAAGAGUUGGAAUGGCUUGCGACUACGGCGAAAGCUUCGUGGACAACUUCCCGGACAGCCCAGCGUCAAAGGCCAUCAAGCAGGUUGUACGGUCGGUUGGCGAAAUGCUUGGCGAGGAUCCAAAUAAAGUGCUCCCGCCUGACGAUAAUGAUAUGGUGGAGUGA